CUAUAUUUUGCACAAGACUAGUUCAUCGUCUUCCAGGAUGGCCCGCCACGUGUUCCCUCUCGUGCUGGUGGUCGUGGCGCUGGUCGUCAGGAUUAUACUUGCUGCCCCGUCGGUCGCUUCGGGAGACACGAGCAACGAAAUCAACAGCAUAAGGACGUCGGACGAGGACAUCAACGUAGAGGAGGCCAUCUUCAACUCCUUCGGCGUGAGACCUUGCCAGCGUCGUUGCUACAGGCGAGACCACACGGGCGAAUGUCGACUCAACUUCUCUUGUUUCCUUGGCCUUGACUGAGUCACUUGAGUUUCGUUGGGUUUUCUGAGAUCUGAUUUUUUUUUUCUUUUUUUUAGGUUUCAUAUUCUGUCUGUAUGUCUCUUUUUUCUGUGAAUCUCUGUAUGUUUUUUGCUCCUCUCACUCUGGAGCAGCAAUUCACUUCUAUAUCUUUACUGUUAUCAUAACUUAGCUUUCGUUUUUUCUUCCCCCCUCAUUUUUCCGUUGCCAAUUACCUUCAUCUGACAAUUCCGUUUUCCCAAGAAAAGUAUUUUUUGUCGCUAUUUGCCUUUCUUGUUUUCAAAACUAUAAUAGAUGUCUCUUGAUGAUAUUUGUAUCUAGAAUUAAUAAAUUUCAUCUGGAUUAGC
Messenger RNA from Penaeus indicus, 636 nucleotides. RefSeq lists its product as uncharacterized. Lineage: Eukaryota; Metazoa; Arthropoda; Malacostraca; Decapoda; Penaeidae. Bases 38 to 292 code for a protein of 84 amino acids. The record is from RefSeq and is a predicted model, not a curated record. The transcript has 2 exons.